Molecule: messenger RNA, 1030 nt
Organism: Paramecium pentaurelia
Lineage: Eukaryota; Ciliophora; Oligohymenophorea; Peniculida; Parameciidae
Source: the annotation of a GenBank genome assembly
AUGAAUACAACAGAAAAGGAAUACAAGACAAUUAAUGGAUUCACAAGACCUAAACAUCCCUUUUAAAUUUUCACUAUGAUCUUCUUUAUUCAACUAAUGUGUUGUGUAUCGAUAGCUAUAAUGCCUAUAACAAAUUUGUUGGUUCAAGUAUAAAAUAUAAAGAAUAAAUAGAUUAUUUUAGCAUCAUUUUUUUACUUUUUCUCAAUGAUGAUAUUUUACUAUGCAUUCAAAGCAUCAUACAUAGAUCCUACUGAUGAUUUGAUAAUAUAAUCAAAGAGAGGAUAGAGCUUGUAAUAUUUACAUAAAUUAAUUAAUAGCGAAAACAUAUAAGAACUUUAUGAUUUCUAUUGUUCCUUUUGUGAUAGUUAUGUUUCCAGCACUACUAAACAUUGUAGAGUUUGUGAAAGGUAAAUUCAGAUAUUUAUUUGAGAUGUGUGUCUGAUUUUGAUCAUCAUUGUAAAUGGCUUAAUAAUUGUAUAGGAAAAAAGAAUUAUCAAGAAUUCUUUAAGUUAUUAAUAUUUGUAUCAUUAUUUGGAGUAACUUUUAUAAUAUUUGGAUUGUUUUCAAUUGCAUUUUAAUCACCAAAGUUAAUGAUUUGGAUAUUGGUAAAUGUUGGUUUAGUAGCAAUAUUGUUUUUACUAAAUUUUAACUUAAUGUUUUUUCAUUUUUGGUUAAAAUAUUAAGGAGUAACAACUUAUGCUUUUAUUAUAUAAAAAAGAUAAAAGAAAUCUUAAGAAGUUCAAAUAGAAACUCCAUAAAAAUUUUGGUAUUCAAUUCUACUUAAAUAUUUUUCAUUAGUUGUAGUAUAAAGAAAAAUAGAAUAGCAUAAGUUAAUCCAAAAUAAGAUUAUACUUAAGGAGAAGAGUAAUUGGAUAAAAAUGAAGUGAUAUAACAUGAACUUCCAACUGAUAUUAAACAAUAAAAUUUGGAAAUUGAAGGGGAUGCUGAAUCAGUUCCUGAUAAAUCCUCAAAAAGGAAGAUUAGUUCUCAUACAAUAAAUUCUUAAAUUAAUAAUUAAAUAUAAGAAUGA